GGUUUGCCUUAGCAACCAGAAGCGCGCCACUAACGACGCCAUCUUAACUAUAAACUAAGCGAACUCAAAGUUAAUUUGUUUGAAGAUAUAUAUUAUGGCAAAUUGAAAUUAAAAUCUCAUUGGGACAAAUAGUUUGAAUAUGGCUAGUAUACAGCCUCAAAGAAAAGUCACCAAGGGAAAAGGGACUAAUGACCCCAUCAAAUUUUUGCCAGUCUUACCAGACAUAAGAUCAAAGCCUGAUUGGCAAAAGGAUCCGCCACAGUUUCAUCUCUAUGGAAAAAUUGACAAAACUGCGGAAGAGGAAGAUCGAAUCGAUCUGAUCGGUGAAAUCAGUAAAUCGCCUAGGAGACGAUUCCUUGCACGAAAACCACCUUCAACAUCGGCGGCUAAUGGAGAUACUGGUGGUUCUGCGGUACCAAGCGGAGGUACUCCUCGAAGAGAUAGAGAUACUUUCAGAAAAGCUCUGGUAGAUAUUAUUAUGCAAGAUGAUGGUGCAGAGACAACUAGGACAACUGAGACGCCUAAUGGUACUGAGAAAGAUAUCCUGAGAUAUUACUAUUACAUUCACAAUGGUAUCGACACCGAACAUGUAGCGUCUAUGGACGAAAAUUGGUUAGCAAAUGUCCUAGGACUAGUUAAGGCAGAAUUGAGAAUUAAUCAUCUCGACUUGGUAGAAAAUUUGAGUGACGAGAUGAGAGAAGACUAUUUACUCUCGGUAAAGAAAGCUAUCGUUGAUUUCGUUCUUAAGGAUCCCAGAGAAAAAGAGGAUCAAGAGACGGAGAACGAAAGACUCCCUCCUCAUAGAAAAGAAUUGCUGCAAGUACCUAAACCUUGGUUUAGGAGCUAUAAGGAAGCCAGAGAUAUAGCAAGCAGUGACCUACAUGUUACUAAUCCGUGUAUGAUGCAAGUUUUACAUUUGUGGCAUGCACCAUUAAAGAAAGAUAAUGUAGACCUAACAAGACCUUUCAAAGACUUAAGAUUAGUCGACAUUGGUGAGUUUCAACAAAGAACAGAGUCCAUGGAAUUACAACUCUUUCAAUCCCUUUGUAUAAGGCAUAUUGAAUCUGCUAAAGACGCUUUACAUAAAAAAUGGCUUCCAGAAGUCCAAAAUAUUUAUUACCAAGGGAACAAAAGAAAGUUAGUUCCCAGCAAUAAAGAUUAUGAACGUUUACAAGCAUUUUUCAACUGUGCUGCUGCCCUUAUGACUCAACAAUUGCAGCAAUUAGCCCUUUCCUCUAUUUCAGAUUACACCGAUCUGCUCUGCCAACCUCCUCACUCCACAAGAGCGUUUGAACAUCCAGGUUUUGUUCUUCGUCUAAUCUUGGAAGGCACUAAGAUUGAAUAUGAGCCUAAAUUUGAGGAUUUUGAAACUGUACUUAUAAAUGUAUAUGAUGUCUUGCUAAAAGCAGUAACAAAGAUGCCCAGAGUUGAAACAAAAUUAUAUUCGGAAUGGCCAACGGAUAAACCAACGGAAUUAAAACCUAUUACUUUGGAAGAAGUUGUAAAUGGUCAUAAACAGAACGUCAGAGAUCUCAUAGCCAAAGAGUCAAUUGGACCAAUAGAACAUGCUGCAAAAUAUGAUAAAUAUUCGACUCUAAUAAAUGGUCAAGCUGACAAGGAUGUUGAAGACUUUUUAAACGGUGAUAGAGAUUUUGAUGAUUUAUCUCGAGAGGUUCGAAAAUACCAACGCCUUAGCGAUGAGAUAACAUACAAAUCGAUAAAGGUCCUUCGAUUGGGUAUGUUUGAAGUUCAUUGCGACGAAUUGAUCAGAGCAUUAGCCAAAAAGGCUGAUCAAUGCUGUAAUAAACUAUUAGCAAGAAUGUCAAAAGAUCAUCAAACUGCAAAUAAAGCUCUUUGCGAGGAAUAUGAAACUAUAGCAGAAAAAGCUCUCACAACCCCAGCCAAUACUCAUGAGCUGAUGGAGAUAAAGGCCUUUGUUGAAAAAGCAGAAAAUUUGACAAUGCAAGAGCUGCAAGAAAAAUUAAAUGCUGCUAAAAAUCGUCUUUUGUUUCUUGUUGAUUACGCUUCAUUCUCUCCGCCAGAAAUGCGAUUAAACUCCAAAACUUUCACAUGGCAUGGCAGGAUGCCAACAAUUUUUGAAGAACAUAGAGUUAUAGAGAAAGAAAAGAAACAGCAAUACGAAGAGGCUCUUAAACUAAAGAGAGAAAGGUUCAUCGAAGAGUUAGACAGCUACGGUAAACAAGUUGAAGAAUUAUCUAACCUUGGAGAAAUAUCAGAAGUCUCCAAAUAUUUGAAACGAGCUCAAGGACUGGAUGAGAAACUUCAAAAAGCUUUGGAAAAAAUCGAAGCCUUUAAUGCAGAAGAAGAGGCUUUCGGCUGGGAGAUGACCCAAUAUCCGCAACGGAUGACAACUAUCAAUACCUUAAAACCAUACUAUUCUUUGUAUGAACUGACUGUUGACUUUAACAAUAAAUAUAAAGAAUGGAUGGAUGGGCCAAUGCAUAACGUGGAUCCUGACCAAGUGGAUGCUGAUGUUGGAAACUUUUGGAGACAACUAUACAAGUUGGAAAAAGGAUUUAGUGACGCGCCCAAUCCGAAAAAAAUAGCUACAAAGACAAAAACAAAAGUUGAGGAAUUUAAGGAACAUCUUCCUCUUGUUCAAACCCUAUUUAAUCCAGGCUUGAGAGAAAGACAUUGGGACCAAAUAUCGGAGAUUGUCGGCUAUCAAUUGCGACCAGAAGAUGACAUGUGUUUAAAUAAGUUAGUUGAUAUGAGUUUGGAGAGCUACAUUCCAAAGUUUGAGAAUAUUUCCGAAGCUGCUAGUAAAGAGUUUUCUCUUGAAAAAGCAAUGGAAAAGAUGAAAAAUGAAUGGGAACCUGUCGAAUUCACCCUUAUUCCAUACAGAGAAACUGGAACAAAUAUUUUAUCGGCUGUUGAUGAUAUUCAACUGCAACUGGAUGAUCAUAUAGUCAAAACACAAACAAUGCGAGGAUCACCUUUUAUUAAGCCAUUCGAGGAUCAAAUAAAGGAGUGGGAAAGAAAAUUGGUCACUCUACAAGAUAUUUUGGACGAAUGGUUAAAGGUGCAAGCUACUUGGUUGUAUUUAGAGCCAAUCUUUUCAAGUCCUGAUAUUAUGGCUCAAAUGCCUGAAGAAGGAAGACGAUUUGCUACAGUUGACAAAAACUGGAGAGAUAUUAUGAAGCAGGCAGUAAAUGAUAAACACGUUUUAGCUGUUCUUGACAUUGAUAAGAUGUUGGAAAAGUUGAAAAAAUCAAAUGAACUCUUAGAAUUAAUUCAGAAAGGUCUUAAUGAUUAUUUGGAGAAAAAACGAUUGUAUUUUCCCCGUUUCUUCUUUUUGUCUAAUGAUGAACUUUUGGAAAUCCUAUCUGAGACUAAAGAUCCGAAACGUGUACAGCCACAUUUAAAAAAAUGUUUCGAAGGUAUUGCAACCUUGGAAUUUACUGAUGUUCUAGACAUCACUCAUAUGAAAAGUUCAGAGGGAGAGGUUGUUGAACUGAGGGAUGUAAUUAGCACCUCGAAGGCCAGAGGACAAGUAGAAAAAUGGCUUCUAGAAUUAGAGAGUGACAUGAUUUCAUCACUCCACAAGGUUAUAGGAGAAGCCAUAGACGCUUAUAAGAAGGAACCGCGAGGGGAAUGGGUAAAAUCCUGGCCUGGACAAGCUGUUCUUUGCGUCACACAAUUGUACUGGACAAAUUUUGUUCAUGAGGCCAUUAGAGCUGGAGGAAGCGCUUUAGCUGAUUAUUUGCAAUUGAAUAACAAACAGAUUGAAGAAAUUGUUACUAUGGUCAGAGGAAAAUUAAACAAGCAGAACCGAGUUAGCUUGCAGGCUCUAAUUGUACUUGAUGUUCACGCUCGGGACGUGUUGACCAAUCUUGUACAGAAGAAUAUCUCUUCAGAGAAUGAUUUUGAAUGGCUUAGUCAAAUGCGAUACUAUUGGGAAGAGAACAACAUGAUCACUAGAAUGAUCAACUCUAUGUUAAAAUAUGGAUAUGAAUACCUCGGAAAUACAGGACGACUUGUUAUUACGCCAUUGACGGACAGGUGCUACAGAACCCUUUUCGGAGCUCUGCACUUACAUUUAGGAGGAGCUCCUGAAGGUCCUGCUGGAACCGGUAAAACUGAAACAACAAAAGAUUUAGCUAAAGCUGUUGCUAAACAAUGUGUUGUAUUUAACUGCUCUGAUGGUUUGGAUUAUAUUGCUUUGGGAAAAUUCUUCAAAGGCUUGGCAUCUUGCGGAGCGUGGUCUUGCUUUGAUGAAUUCAAUAGAAUUGAUCUUGAAGUAUUGUCUGUUGUCGCUCAACAGAUUCUUACAAUUCAAAGAGGAAUAUUAUCCGGCUCAGAAACGUUGGUAUUUGAAGGAACAGAAAUCAAAUUGGAUCCUACUUGCUCUGUUUUUAUUACUAUGAACCCUGGUUAUGCAGGAAGAUCAGAGUUGCCUGAUAACUUAAAAGCUCUCUUUAGAACUGUCGCUAUGAUGGUACCCGACUAUGCUAUGAUCGCUGAAAUCGUUCUUUAUUCGUGCGGUUUCUUUAAUGCUCGCCCACUAGCCGUAAAAAUUGUAGCUACAUAUCGAUUAUGCUCCGAACAAUUGUCCUCUCAACACCAUUAUGAUUACGGAAUGAGAGCUGUCAAAUCUGUAUUAACAGCGGCAGGUAAUCUAAAAUUAAAAUAUCCGGAUCAAGACGAAGAUAUAUUGAUGUUGAGAUCUAUUAUCGAUGUAAAUUUACCCAAAUUUUUGAAUCACGAUUUACCGCUUUUCCACGGUAUUGCAUCCGAUUUAUUUCCUGGAGUUAAGCUCCCUGAACCUGACUACGAAAUAUUAAAUGAUGCUGUUGAAGAAAAUUGUAAAAAAAUGAACUUACAAUGUACUCCUUUCUUCUUAGAAAAAAUUCAGCAAAUUUAUGAAAUGAUGAUUGUCAGACACGGUUUUAUGAUCGUUGGUGAACCAUUUGGUGGCAAAACCAGUGCUUAUAGAGUAUUAGCUGGAGCAUUAAAAGAUAUUCAUGAAAAGGGUCUAAUGGAAGAAAACAAGGUUCAGUAUACAGUUAUAAACCCUAAAGCUAUCACAAUGGGACAACUAUAUGGUCAAUUUGACCCUGUAAGUCACGAAUGGUCGGAUGGAGUCCUCGCUGUUUCCUACAGAUCCUUUGCUCAAUCAACCACCCCAGAUCGAAAAUGGUUAAUUUUUGAUGGUCCUGUAGACGCUAUUUGGAUUGAAAACAUGAAUACUGUUUUGGACGAUAACAAAAAAUUGUGCUUGAUGAGUGGUGAAAUUAUCCAAUUGGCAAAUACAACAAAUCUCAUGUUUGAACCUAUGGAUUUAGAGGCGGCUAGCCCUGCAACAGUUUCAAGAUGCGGUAUGAUUUAUAUGGAACCCUUGUCAUUAGGAUGGCGACCUUUGGUCAAAUCUUGGAUGGUUACACUUCCGAAGAGUUUAACUGAACUGCAUAAAAAGCUCUUAAAUGAGAUGUUUGAAAGAUUUGUAGAUCCUUGUUUGGCUUGCGCAAGGAAGAAGGUUAAAGAAUUAUCGCCAACAACUGAUAGUAAUCUUGUUAAUUCUUUAAUGAAUUUAAUCGAUUGUCAACUGGAUGAAUUCCAAGACGAAGCAUGCAUCCAGAAUAUGGAAGAAAGAGAAGUGUGUGCUUGGCUGGAGUGUAUUUUCAUUUUCUCCCUUACUUGGUCAAUCGGUGGAAGUUGUACUCAGCAGGGAAGGGAAAUGUUUAACCUUCUCAUCCGAGAAUUGUUUGCCACUUACGAAAGUUCCUGGCCGGAAAUGAGAAAAAAUUUACUAAAAGAAUUAGCGUACUUUGUCAACUUAGAGGUUGAUUUAGACGCUGAGAAAGAAAUCGGUGGAAUGACUGAGGAAACUAGAACAAAACUUAAUUUAUUGGAACUUACUGCUGGACCCAAUAAACCUUAUAUCACCCCUCUUCCGAAAGAAGGUUCUAUCUAUGAUUACAGAUUUGCUAAACAGAUUGAAAAAGAUGAAAUUGAGGACGAUUUUGGAAAGAAAUAUUAUAUGACAAAGGGGUUAGGAAAAUGGAUACCUUGGGCUGAAGCUAUUAAAGAUGCGCCUCCAAUACCUAAAGAUGCUUUAUUCAAUGAAAUUAUCGUUCCUACAGUUGAUACUGUACGAUAUGAAGCAAUAAUGAGAUUAUUAGUAACUCAUUCGAAGCCUUGCCUAUUUGUUGGACCAACAGGAACUGGAAAGAGUGUAUACAUAAUUGACUUUUUACUGCAAAAACUAGAAAAGGAAGUUUACAAACCGAAUAUUGUUAACUUUUCCGCUCAAACAUCGGCCAAUCAGACUCAGAAUAUCGUUAUGAGUAAAUUGGACAAGAGAAGGAAAGGAGUAUUCGGCCCUCCUCUUGGAAAGAAGGCUGUGGUUUUUGUAGACGAUUUAAAUAUGCCUGUCAGAGAGCAAUACGGUGCCCAACCACCAAUUGAAUUACUUCGACAAUGGUUAGAUCAUUGGAACUGGUAUGACCUUAAAGAUGUUACGCCUAUAAAACUAGUGGACCUACAGUUUAUCGGCGCUAUGGGUCCUCCGGGAGGAGGUAGAAAUCCAAUUACUCCUCGAUUCCUUCGUCACUUGAACACGGUUACCAUUAACGAAUUUGAUGACUCCAGUAUGUUAUCAAUUUUUAGAGCAAUUCUUGAUUGGCACUUAAUGGUUAAAGGAUUUGCUGGAGAUUUCGUACCCUGCAUUGAUCAAGUUGUUAACGGAACUUUAAAAAUGUAUAAAGGAGCUAUGGAUAACUUGUUGCCAACUCCUGCCAAGAGCCAUUACUUAUUCAAUCUGCGAGAUUUUGCUAGGGUCAUCCAAGGAGUUCUAUUAUCGGCUCCAGAAACUCUUGAAGAACCCAAAGCUAUGAAGAGACUUUGGGUUCAUGAAGUUUUCAGAGUUUUUUACGAUCGUCUAGUAUUUGACAGUGACAGAUCGUGGUUAUUCAAUUACAUAAAAGAAAUAAUUUCUACUGAGUUGAAAGAAGACUUUGACGACCUAUUUAUUACUCUUGAUCAAGAUUCAGACGGAAAAGUUACGGAAGAUGAUCUUAGAUCUCUAAUUUAUUGUGAUUUUGCUGAUCCGAAGAGUGAUGCAAAUAAUUAUGUAGAAGUAAAAGAUGUCGACCAAUUACGUCAUAUUGUGGAGCAAUAUUUGGACGAAUUCAAUAAUAUGUCAAGGAAGCCUAUGAAUUUAGUUAUGUUUCGCUUCGCUAUUGAGCAUGUCUCUAGAAUUAGCAGAGUGAUCAAGCAGCCUAGGUCCCAUGCACUUCUUGUUGGAGUUGGUGGUUCAGGAAGACAAUCUUUAACCAGACUAGCUGCUCAUAUGGCUGAUUAUGAUAUCUUCCAAGUCGAAAUCAGCAAGAGUUAUACAAUGACUGAAUGGCGAGAAGAUUUGAAGAGAAUUCUAAGAAAAUCAACUGAAACAGACCAGCAUGCUGUAUUCUUGUUUUCCGAUACACAAAUUAAACAAGAGUCUUUCCUUGAAGAUAUAAAUAACUUAUUAAAUGCUGGUGAAGUUCCCAACUUAUUUCCACUGGACGAAAAACAAGAAAUCUGUGAUAAAAUGAGACAAAUUGAUAAACAAAGAGAUAAGACCAAACAAACCGAUGGAACGCCUGUUGCUUUAUUCAACAUGUUCAUUCAAAGAGUCAGAGAUCAACUUCAUGUUGUUUUGGCUAUGUCACCUAUUGGAGACGCUUUUAGAAAUCGUCUGCGAAAAUUUCCCUCUCUUGUGAAUUGUUGCACAAUUGAUUGGUUCCAAUCUUGGCCUGAAGAUGCUCUGACAGCAGUAGCUACAAGAUUCCUUGAUGACAUCGAAAUGUCGGAAGAGGUACGGGAAGGGUGCAUCACAAUGUGUAAAAAAUUCCAUACGUCAACUCGAGUUUUAUCCGAGAGAUUCUUUAAUGAAUUAGAAAGACACAACUACGUUACGCCUACAUCAUAUCUGGAGUUAAUCUCCACAUUUAAGACCCUAUUGGACAAAAAAAGACAUGAAGUCAGCCAAGCUCGACGAAGAUACCAAGUAGGAUUAGAAAAGCUAGCAUCAGCUGCAAGUCAAGUUUCGGUAAUGAAACAAGAAUUGAAAAAACUUCAACCUCAACUCAAGAAUGCAUCCGAGGAAGUAGACGUAGCAAUGGUAAAAGUAGAGAAAGAAAGUAUUGAAGUUGCCAAAGUUGAAAAAGUUGUCAAAGCUGAAGAGGCAGUUGCAAAUGAACAGGCCGGGACGGCUCAGAGCAUCAAAGAUGAAUGUGAUGCUGAUUUAGCAGAAGCAAUGCCUAUCUUAAACUCAGCUAUUCAGGCCUUGAACACUCUUACCUCUCAGGAUAUUGGAGUUGUAAGAAAUUUUGUGGCUCCUCCGGCACUGGUAAGAUUAGUUCUAGAAGCAGUGUGUAUUCUCAAGGCAAUAAAACCAGAGAGAGUUCCUGAUCCUGCAGGAACAGGUAAGAAAAUUGAAGAUUACUGGGGUCCAUCCAAGAGAAUGAUGGGUGAUAUGAAGUUUUUGGAAAGUUUAAUCAAUUUUGAUAAAGAUAAUAUUCCCGUAUCUAUUAUGAAAACGAUUAGAUCUAAAUAUUCGAGCAAUCCUAGUUUUGAUCCAGAAAAGAUUAAAGUUGCUUCAACAGCCGCCGAAGGCUUGGCUCGAUGGGUUUUAGCCAUCGAAAAGUAUGACAAAGUAGCCAAAGUUGUUGCACCUAAGAAAGAAGCUCUCAAGCAGGCUGAAGGCGAGCUAGCUGUCGCUAUGGGAUCGCUUAAUAAGAAACGAGCUGCUUUGAAAGAAGUUCAAGAUAAACUGGCAAAACUUCAAGAAGAGCUGGAAGCUAAUAAGCAGAAGAAAGUCGAUUUAGAGAACCAAGUAGAGCUUGUCGAGAAGAAGUUAGAGAGAGCUGAACAACUCAUUGGCGGACUUGGUGGAGAAAAGGAAAGAUGGUCUCAAGCUGCCUCAGACCUUGGCCUAAAAUAUGAAAACCUAACUGGCGAUGUUUUGGUGUCUUCAGGUGUUAUUGCUUAUCUCGGAGCGUUUACUUCGGCAUUCAGGCAAGACCAAGUGAAUGAAUGGAUUGAGACAGUUAAGGAAAAACAAAUACCUUGUUCAGCAGAAUUUUCCUUAGCAGCAACAUUAGGAAAUCCAGUUGAGAUUAGAAAAUGGAACAUUGAUGGUCUACCAACUGAUUUAUUCUCAGUAGAUAAUGGAAUAAUUAUUUCAAAUGCUCGAAGAUGGCCUUUGAUGAUAGAUCCACAAGGCCAAGCAAACAAAUGGGUAAAAAAUAUGGAAAGAACAAAUAAUUUACACGUAAUAAAGCUGUCAGAUUCUGAUUUCGUGAGAACUUUGGAAAAUUGCAUACAAUUUGGUACUCCUGUUUUGAUGGAAAACAUUGGCGAAGAAAUUGAUCCUAUUUUAGAACCUCUUUUACUUAAACAAACCUUUAAACAAGGUGGAUCUAUCUGUAUAAAAUUGGGAGACUCGGUCAUUGAAUAUUCACAUGAUUUCCGUUUCUAUAUGACAACUAAACUUAGAAAUCCUCAUUAUCUACCCGAAACUGCUGUGAAAGUAACAUUGUUAAAUUUCAUGAUAACUCCAGAAGGUCUUCAAGAUCAAUUACUGGGUAUUGUGGUAGCGAAAGAAAGACCUGAACUCGAAGAGGAGAAAAAUCAACUAAUUGUUCAAUCAGCAGAAAAUAAGAGACAGCUUAAAGAAAUUGAAGAUAGAAUUUUACAAGUUCUAUCUGCAUCAGAAGGAAACAUUUUGGAAGAUGAAACUGCUAUUAAAGUACUUUCCUCGUCCAAGGUGCUAGCUAACGAAAUUAGCGAGAAACAAGCAAUCGCCGAAGAAACGGAGAAGAAGAUUGAUUCUACCAGAUUGGGAUACACACCUAUUGCGGUACAUUCAACUAUCUUAUUCUUCUCAAUUGCUGAUUUGGCAAACAUCGAUCCUAUGUAUCAAUAUUCCUUAACGUGGUUUAUCAAUCUCUUUAUAAUGUCAAUUGAAAACGCGGAAAAGUCAGAUGAUUUGGAAAAGCGUUUAUCAAAUUUGAAAGAUCACUUUACAUAUUCCUUAUACUCUAAUGUUUGCCGUUCCUUAUUUGAAAAAGACAAACUAUUAUUCUCUUUCUUACUUUGUGUCAAUAUUUUAAAACACGACAAAUUGGUUGAUGAAGAAGAAUGGCGCUUCUUACUUACAGGCGGAAUCGGUUUGGAGAAUCCUCAUACAAACCCAACAGCAUGGUUACCCUCCACGGGUUGGGAUGAAAUUUGCAGACUGGAUGAUUUGAGCAAGUUCAAAACUAUUCGCCACAAAUUUAUCACUUAUAAAGAUGACUGGAAGGGUUUCUAUGAUAGUGUCGAUCCCCAGAAUCAUGAUCUUCCUGGUGAAUUUCAAGAGAAAUUAGGAAAAUUUCAGAAAAUGUUAGUUUUGCGCUGUCUGCGACCAGACAAAAUUGUACCUGCAGUUCAGGAUUUUGUAACAAGUAACAUUGGUAAAAAAUACAUUGAACCACCUCCCUUUGAUUUGCCGAAGUCUUACAAUGAUUCUACAUGUAUUAGUCCUCUACUAUUUGUACUGUCUCCGGGAGCUGAUCCUGUAAAUGCUCUGCUAAAGUUCGCUGACGAUAUGGGUUUCGGUGGCGCAAAGUUUGAUUCAUUAUCACUUGGCCAAGGUCAGGGACCAAUCGCUCUCAAAAUGAUAGAAAAAGGUACAAAAGAAGGUACAUGGGUUGUUCUGCAAAAUUGUCAUCUUGCCGCUAGCUGGAUGCCAACCUUGGAAAAAGUGUGUGAAGAAUUAUCGGCAGAUAGAACUCACCCUGAUUUCAGGUUGUGGCUGACAUCAUACCCUUCCGAACAGUUUCCCGUUUCAAUAUUGCAAAAUGGUGUAAAAAUGACAAACGAACCACCGAAAGGACUAAGAUUUAAUAUCGUUAGAUCGUAUUUGAGCGAUCCCAUUUCCGAUCCAGAAUUCUUUAGUACCUGUACCCAACAAUCUGCUUGGAAGAGAAUGUUAUACGGCUUAUGCUUCUUUCAUGCUCUCAUUCAAGAAAGAAGAAAGUUUGGACCUCUUGGCUGGAAUAUACCAUACGAAUACAAUGAAACAGAUUUAAGAAUUAGUGUUCAACAGUUGCACAUGUUUUUAAAUCAAUACGACGAUGUGCAGUAUGAUGCAUUAAGAUAUCUAACGGGAGAAUGUAAUUACGGUGGUCGUGUUACUGACGAUUGGGAUAGAAGAACUUUACUAACUUUACUUAAAAAAUUCUAUACUAUCGACCUUGUAGAGAAAGAGAAAUAUUGCUUCGACAAUUCAGGUCUAUAUUAUGUUCCAGCAGAUGGAGACUAUGAUAGCUACAUAGAAUAUACAAAGACACUUCCCUUGAACCCUUCGCCUGAAGUAUUUGGGAUGCACGGCAAUGCAGAUAUUACAAAGGAUCAAAAUGAAACAAGACUAUUAUUUGAUAAUAUCUUAUUAACACAGGCUAAAGCUUCAAGCAGUUCUGGCGGCAAGAGUACUGAUGAAGUUGUGGAUGAAGUUGCUGAGGAUAUACUGAAGAAACUUCCCAAGGAUUUCGAUACAGAGUCAGCUUUGAGAAAGUUCCCUACAUCUUAUAAACAGUCAAUGAAUACUGUUCUUGUUCAAGAAAUGGUUAGAUUUAAUAAGCUCCUCUCAACAAUCCGCUCGUCUCUUCAAAACGUUCGAAAAGCCAUAAAGGGUCUAGUUGUCAUGUCCUCCGAUUUGGAAGAAGUAGUCCUUUCAGUUUUGAAAGGUAGAAUUCCUGGAAUGUGGAUGAAGAAAUCUUAUCCAUCUCUGAAACCUCUUGGAUCAUACGUAAACGACUUUUUAGCCAGGCUUCAAUUUUUACAAGAUUGGUAUGAUAAUAACGCUCCCCCAGUUUUCUGGGUUUCUGGCUUUUUCUUUACACAAGCAUUCUUGACUGGCGUCCAGCAGAAUUUUGCUCGAAAAUACACUAUCCCUAUAGAUUUACUAGGCUUUGAUUACGAUGUAUUGGAUGAUAAAGAUUAUAAAACAGCUCCCGAAGACGGAGCCUACAUUAAAGGACUUUUUGUUGACGGAGCAAGAUGGGAUAGAAUAACAAAGAAAUUAAAUGAAAGUCAUCCAAAGGUGCUUUGGGAUACAAUGCCGACUAUACAUAUCAUCCCAGCGAAACGUUCGGAUAUACCAGAACGUCCAAGUUAUAAAUGUCCUGUUUACAAAACAAGUGAAAGAAGAGGAGUGUUAUCGACAACUGGUCAUUCUACCAACUUUGUUAUAGGAAUGAUGAUACCAUCUGAUAAACCACCUGAGCAUUGGAUUGGACGUGGCGUCGCUUUAUUAUGUCAAUUGGACAAUUAA
Molecule: messenger RNA, 12322 nt
Organism: Dimorphilus gyrociliatus
Lineage: Eukaryota; Metazoa; Annelida; Polychaeta; Dinophilidae
Source: the annotation of a GenBank genome assembly